UUAUAAAUUAAUGUCGGAUCUAACCGACUUGUGAAAUGUGGAAGUGUGUGGGAUUAUUGCUCUUUUUAGGGCAAUGGAUUUUAGUAUCCUCAGAACCAGUGACAACCGACGAAGAAAUAUCCCGAUAUGUCCGAAAAGCAGGAGACUGUUGUCCAUGCCCUACAUCACGACAUAGUGAUACGGACCUUAGUGCAUCGGAAAAUGUUAACACCAUGACCUGUCCUUGUAACUCACGCAAUGAUGAUUCAGACACAGCAUCAUCUAUUUUUUCACCAGUUUUCAGCGCCACAAAGUCUUUUGCAAGACAAAUUGAAAAAAAUGGAGAAUUAAAGCCACUUCUUGAACCAGAAGUUGAUCUUGCGUCAUCUGUAUUAGAAACUUUACGGCAAGCUACUGAAGAAGAAUAUAAAGAAGCGCUCGCUCGAGAUGCUGCAAGAAGUGCAAUACAAAGCUUAGACCCUGAUGCGUUGAUGGAUGAUGUAGUCGCUAUAGUCAGUCCAGCAGAUGCACGAGAAAGCAUGGAUAUGGAUACCGUUCCAGAAGCAUCUAAUAAUCAAGAAAGUAGAUGUGUUUAUCCUUCAUCUGGCGAUUAUGGUAAUAUUAAUAUUCUAGGCAGAAGUUCAUUGUCUAGCUUAAGUAACUCUUUGUCUGGACCAUUAGAUUUAAACUAUGCGCCAAGUAACUUAUAUAACAAUUUAAAUAUACCCAAUACAUUAGAAUUACCUGGAAGGACCCUUCAAGCGUUUCCUUUUUCUCCUAGUGGAAAUCGAGGUCGUUUCCUCCCAUUUAAUAGACUGAAUCCCUUUACAAUAAAUACACGACAACCUGCACUUAAUAUAAGACAGUUAUUAAAUGCACGAAGGCCUUUAGAUUUGGAUAAUCUUAUGAACUUGAGAGAUGUUGAACUUAUUCCUCCACGAAAAGUAUCAAUUGCGAGAAAACCUACGACUAUGCAUCCUGAAGAAAUUGCUUAUAAAAUGAAAAAUCCUAUUUUUGAACCUGCCAUUGAUGCAAGCAAUAAUGUUCUGAGCAAGAUUCAAAACAUAGAAAAUAUUGAUGAUACGGGAGAUUGUUCACCUGAAAGAAGUAAAUUGAAUCAAAAUAAUAAUAUUCAUACCAAAAUUUUAAAUAAUAUACCAUCACCACAAGAAUCGAAUAUUGUUCAAAGCAAUUUUGAUAAACAGCAAACUUAUGACAGUCAAAAACAUAUAGUGCCCGAACACAAUAAUUAUUUAGUGCCGCAAACUGAAUGUCUUGAUAAAAAUCCGUCUCUGGGUGGUAACUCCCUCCGGGAACACGAUCCCUUAACUGGUGAAAGUCGUAACAGCAUAAACAUGCUAACAUCACCAAAUGAGUCAAAUAUGGAAAAUAAUGUUAAACCUGAAACUAAUUAUCUUUCUCAGCAAAAUUAUGUGAGAGAAGUUUCCUCUGCAUCAGAAGAUGGCACUGGUACACAGCGUUCCAAUGGUAUAUCAUCCAUAAAAUAUGACGUGUUAAAAACAUUGGAAGAUUUUAGACAAGCUAAUACCAUGAUGCAUGAAAAUUUACGAUCUAGCUUAGAUAAUGUAUUAAAUGUUGAUAAAAAAGGAAGCGCUAUUGACGACAAACAUUUUCCUAAUAGCAUAAUGGAUAAACAUGUACAUUUGAAAGAAGACCGUUCAAGUGCUUCAUUCAAAGAUAAUCUUAGCAUGGAAGAUUUACAACAUAUGUCUGACAAGAUACUUUUAAAGAAUAAUGAUGUAGAAAGCACUCAAAAAUCAAAUGAAAUCUCUCAUGAUAUGAAGCAAGACGUUCGCACAGGAAUGAAUAUUAAUGAACAUUAUAGAACACCCGCAAAUGUUGAAGAAAGUAAUAUUGAUCUUCAAAGAGAUUCGACGAAUCUUGAAUGUGUCAUACACGAUGAUACAAACAGUAGUCCACAACGGUUGUAUAAAGACAGUAAUGAAAUGAAUGUAGCAGCAAGUGAACCUAUCAAUACCAGUUAUAGAUCAAAUCAAUAUUCGUAUAAUAUUCCAAAUAGAAAAAAUAAUUUCAGAAAUCCGAUGGUAGAGGACCCUUUAGAAGAUAUAAAUCUUGACAUAUUUCAGUAUCAACCAACUUUAAAAGAAAAGGAUGGUGUAAAGCAACUUCCAUUACCUAAAUUUAACAUGAAAUCUUAUAAAACACAAUUACCCAUUCCAAAUUCCUUAGAUUUAAAACCUGUCAAAUUACAAAAGUCAUUCCGAAAAGGUAGUAACAUAUUAGGUGCUACUUUAACAAUGAAACCACAUGCAACACAAAGGUCUUUUGGAUUAAAAAAAAAUAAAAUGAGGUCUCCAGAAACUGAACCCAAUGGUUUAGGAAUACCAGACAUUGAUGAGAUACGAUCUUUUUUAGAAAACAAUGUUCCAAACAUUUUAAACUUACCUCUCCUGGGCGUUGGUUCCGAUAAUAAUUGUGAAUAUCCAUCAGGCAUGAGAUCAGAUAUUACAAAUAAUAAUCUAAGGUCAUUUAGGGAAGAGACAAUAACAAAUGUUCAAGAAAGUUUAGGUAAAACUUUCAAAGAAGCUAAAGGAGGAAAUAGUAGAUAUUCUCCACUGCUAAGAGAUACAGUUUUAAAUCCUACUGAUAUUAUUGAAACAAUCGAUGAAGCGCAUGAAAAUGCUAAUAAUAAAUUACGUAAUUUCCAAGCAGAUUUAAAUGAUAGACUAAAAAAACUUCAUCAAAGUUUAAUGAGUCGGUCAAGAACUCCAUCGUCAGUCUUUCAACAACGCGAACGCACAGCGUAUCUUGAGCCAAACAGAAUAAAUAAAAAAUACAAUCCAAAAACAUCAUUAUCUAUUAAUUCAAGAGACAACACAAACAAAUCUACAUUAAGAUCUGUAUUAGAUAAAAAUGAUAAGUCAAGACUGUCUUCUUCAAAACAAAAUCCCUCACUUUCAUCUCCAAGUUCUCGUGCUUCAAAUGGCAUUUCAUCAAGUAGACCUAUAACGACAAACAAGGGAACUGACAAUUUACGUUUCGGACAAAAAGUAGAUUCAAAACGGCCGCUACCUUUACACGAAAGAUUGAAGUUAGCAAGAGAAAGCAAGGGAAUUAUUUCUUUCACUACUACAAAGAGACCACCAACAGUGGAAUCGUUGCCGAAAAUUAAACCGUUGUCUUCUCGAAAUCCCAUAGAGUUACCAAAAAAAGAUACCCGACCAAAUCAAUCAAGGUGGGUUUUACCGGAAUCGAAUUCUUCAGCAAGAAAACAAACAAGCAGGGAGCCAAAAACUUCUCCCAGUGAAAUUACCUAUACGAAAACACUACCUAAAACAUCAUGCGAUGAAAAUAAUGUUCAAACAUUAGGUGAAUCACAAGGUAGAAGUUCAGGGUCAACGACAGGAACGAGUCCAAGAAGGUCCAAUAAAAAAUCUGCCUUGCCUAAUAUUGCUGAAAAUGCAUUCUUAUCGAAGGUGAAAGAAGCUGUGUCUCCUAAGCAUUUAACGCGCCCGCUUUCAAGAAACAACAACUAUGAUAUACCUUCUAACGAUGAUGUUAUUCCAUCUCCUUCAGAAGUCCAAAGAUUAAAUAUUGAACCAUCUAAUGUUAAUGGAAUAUCAUUCGAUUGCAAAAUGGUUUGCUCGAAGAAUUGAGAAGCGAUUGAAAAAUAGUAUUUAGUAUUUUUUGUAUAAGUUGUAAAUAUUUAUAUUUAGUUGAACAGAAUAAAAGUACGUAAUA
Molecule: messenger RNA, 3702 nt
Organism: Colias croceus (clouded yellow)
Lineage: Eukaryota; Metazoa; Arthropoda; Insecta; Lepidoptera; Pieridae
Exons: 3
Coding region: 36-3617 (1193 amino acids)
Source: RefSeq, a predicted model, not a curated record